This is a messenger RNA of Anas platyrhynchos (mallard), 3012 nucleotides long. RefSeq names its product interferon induced with helicase C domain 1 (gene IFIH1). NCBI's taxonomy places the organism in Eukaryota, Metazoa, Chordata, Aves, Anseriformes, Anatidae. Gene Ontology annotation, biological process: antiviral innate immune response; MDA-5 signaling pathway. Gene Ontology annotation, cellular component: cytoplasm. The record is from RefSeq and is marked provisional. Gene Ontology annotation, molecular function: DNA binding; double-stranded RNA binding; ATP binding.
AUGUCGACGGAGUGCCGAGACGAGUGCUUCCUCUACAUGAUCUCCUGCUUCAGGCCGCGGCUGAAGCAAUACAUCCGGGUGAUGCCGGUGCUGGACAGGCUGCCCUCGCUGAGCCGGGAGGAUAGGGAGAAGGUGCGGGUGGCGGCGGAGCAGCGGGGCGACGUGGAGGGGGCCGAGGAGCUGCUGCGCGCCGUGGAGCGCGGCCCCCGCGACCCAGGUUGGUUUCCUGAGUUCGUGCAGGCGCUGGAGUACGGCGGCUGCGACCUGGCUGCCCGCUACUUGAACUCCAGCCAGCUGCCCUCGCCCACCGAGGAGGCUGACCACGACCUCUGUGUGCAAUUGGUGCAGCUUCUCCACGCCACCUUGGUGGAUAAGAUGCGGGCCAGGCAGGUGGCCGAGAUGUGCCUGCAGAUGAACAUUUUCCAGGAGGAGGACUUGGAACGGAUCAGUGCUGUUACUCAAACUCGUGGGAACAGAGAUGGUGCAAGAGAGCUAUUGAGUAGAAUAGUGCAGAAAAAGGAUUGGUUCUCUCCUUUCUUGGUUGCUCUGCGUGAAACACAACAUGAAGACCUUGCAGAUGAUUUAAGUGGAAAUACAGGAGGAAAAGAGAAUAAAGGAAACGGGGUGAAGAACAGUACAAACAAAGAAACAGAAGCUGCAAGCCAACCAGGACAUUCUGUAGUGAAGGAUUUGAAACAGCAAGAAAAUCUGAAUGGUGGUUCUGUCAGUGAAAAUGGUGUAUUGGAAACAUCUGUUGAAAAGAAUUCCGUAGUUUUGGAAUCGGAUGUCGCUACAGAAGAUAGAAGUGUCAGUAACAUGAAUGAAAACCUGGGACAGAGCAGUACAACCAGUAAUUCAGAUGAAGAUGAAAUGGAGAGCAGAGCUUCACCUGAACCAGAUCUGAUCCUGAGAGACUACCAGAUGGAAGUUGCAAAGCCAGCACUGAAUGGGGAGAAUAUUAUAAUAUGUCUCCCUACAGGCAGUGGUAAAACCAGAGUGGCUGUUUACAUUACCAAAGAUCAUUUGGAUAAGAAAAAAAGAGCAUCAGAACCUGGAAAAGUUAUAGUACUUGUUAAUAAGGUACCGCUAGUGGAACAGCAUUUACGAAAAGAGUUUAAUCCAUUCCUGAAACAUUGGUAUCAGGUUAUUGGUUUAAGUGGUGAUUCUCAGCUGAAAAUCUCAUUUCCUGAAGUUGUCAGAAGAUAUGAUGUGAUCAUCAGUACAGCACAGAUUCUUGAGAAUUCACUGUUAAAUGCAACUGAAGAAGAUGAAGAAGGUGUCCGCUUAUCAGAUUUUUCACUCAUCAUUAUUGACGAGUGUCAUCACACUCAAAAGGAAGGCGUCUACAACAAUAUAAUGCGACGUUACAUAAAAGAAAAGAUGAAGAACAGAAAACUGGCGAAAGAAAACAAACCAUUGAUUCCACAGCCUCAGAUUCUGGGACUUACAGCAUCACCUGGAGUAGGAGGUGCAAAUUCCAACCAAAAAGCUGAAGAACAUAUUCUAAAAAUCUGUGCCAAUCUUGAUGCACGUAGAAUCAUGACUGUUGAAGAACAUGCCUCCCAACUGAAAAAUCAGGUGAAGGAGCCAUUUAAGAAGACCGUGAUUGCAGAUGACAAAAGAAAGGAUCCAUUCAGAGAAAGAAUUAUUGAGAUCAUGACAGAUAUUCAAAAGUAUUGCAAACUCUAUCCAAAAUCUGAGUUUGGAUCUCAGCCAUAUGAACAGUGGGUGAUUAGAGAAGAGAAAAAAGCUGCAAAGGAAGAAAAACGCAAGGAACGUGUCUGUGCAGAACACUUGAAGAAAUAUAAUGAUGCUUUGCAAAUUAAUGACACUAUCCGAAUGGUCGAUGCAUACAAUCACCUAAAUAACUUUUAUAAGGAGGAAAAAAGCAAGAAAACAAUAGGAAGUGAUGAUGAUGAACCAGCAGUAUCAAAACAGGAUGAAACAGAUGAAUUUCUACUAGAUUUAUUUCAUGCAAAAAAGAAACAGCUAAAAGAGUUGGCUAGAAAGCCAGAAUAUGAAAAUGAGAAACUGGUAAAGUUGCGAAACACUUUAAUGGAGGAGUUCACAAAGACUAAAGAACCUAGAGGAAUUAUUUUCACAAAGACUCGGCAAAGUGCCUUUGCCUUAUUCCAGUGGAUUAAGGAUAACCCAAAAUUUGAAGAAGUGGGGAUUAAGGCUCAUUAUCUUAUUGGUGCUGGACACAACAGUGAAACUAAACCCAUGACUCAGAAUGAGCAAAGGGAAGUCAUUGAUAAAUUCCGAGGUGGAAGUGUAAAUUUACUUAUUGCUACUACUGUAGCUGAAGAAGGCCUGGACAUCAAAGAGUGCAACAUUGUUAUUCGCUAUGGCCUUGUCACUAAUGAAAUUGCUAUGUUGCAGGCCCGUGGUCGAGCUCGAGCUGAUGAGAGCACCUAUGCACUUGUGGCUUCGAGUGGCUCAGGAGCUGUUGAACGUGAAGACGUAAAUAUUUACCGUGAGAAAAUGAUGUAUAAGGCCAUUCAGCGUGUCCAGAGGAUGCCGCAGGAAGAAUAUUUACAUAAGAUUGAGAGCUUCCAGUUGCAGAGUAUAAUGGAAAAACAAAUGAAGGCAAAAAGAGAUCAGCGUAAAACAUAUAAGAAAAACCCUUCACUAAUAACAUUCCUAUGCAAGAAUUGCCACAAGCUGAUAUGUUCAGGAGAAGAUAUACAAGUUAUUGAAAACAUGCAUCAUGUCAGCGUGAAAAAAGAUUUCCAACAUCUUUACCAUACAAGAGAAAAUAAGACACUUCAAGAUAAACAUGCUGAUUACCAGACAAAUGUGGAAAUUAUAUGUAAAGAUUGUGGACAAGCUUGGGGAAAUAUGAUGGUUCACCGAGGUCUUGACCUGCCUUGUCUAAAGAUUAGAAAUUUUGUGGUUGUUUUUGAAGACAAGAAAGCAACAAAGGAAAUUUUUAAGAAAUGGGUAGAACUGCCCAUCAGGUUCCCCAGUUUUGACUAUGCAGCUCAUUGUCCUUCAAGUGAUGAAGACUGA